Messenger RNA from Plasmodium reichenowi, 1845 nucleotides. RefSeq names its product serine--tRNA ligase, putative. Bases 1 to 1845 code for a protein of 614 amino acids. Gene Ontology annotation, molecular function: ATP binding; serine-tRNA ligase activity. The record is from RefSeq and is a predicted model, not a curated record. The transcript has a single exon. NCBI's taxonomy places the organism in Eukaryota, Apicomplexa, Aconoidasida, Haemosporida, Plasmodiidae. Gene Ontology annotation, biological process: seryl-tRNA aminoacylation.
AUGCAUAUAAGUAAAAUAAUUUUCCUUCUGAUCAUAUUAUUUCCUUAUCAUGUGAACUCGAGAAAACCCAUUAAAUAUAAAAAGGUAAAUAAUGUAUUCAUUGAUAUAUAUCCAUGUAAAGUUAAUAAAUGGGAAGGUAAAAAAAAAAAAGGAGAUUUAAUAAAAAAUAAUAAAUUAAUACAUAAUGUAGAUGUUAAUUCUAUUAAUAUGAUUACAAAUGAUAAUCAUAUAUCAACAGAAAAAUGUCGAGAUAUAAAAAAGAAAAGAAAAAUUACAAGUAGCGAGUAUGGAAUGAGUCUUGAAUUUUUUAAGAAAAAUCCAAAAAAAGUGGUUCAAAAUUUAAAAAAGAGAGGUAUGGAAAAAUAUCUAAAUGUUAUUGUGAUGUUAAAAAAGUUAAUUAAUGAAAAGAAUGAAAAAGAAGUUUUAAGAAAUAAACUAAGAAAUAGAAGAAAGUUAUUAUCAGAUCAUAUAAAAAAUCUUAUAUUUAAUAGUAAAAAAUAUGAAGACAUAAUAAAUAGAAAUGUUACAAAUGAUUCUGAUCAUAAAACAAAUUUAAUACCCCUAGAUGAAGAAAAAAAAAAAAAUGAUACACAAGAUAUUUUAAAAGAUAAUCAAAAAAUAAGAUAUAUAAAUAAAGAAAAUCAAGAUACAAAUAAUAAUAUUAAUAAUCAAUACAAUUAUAAAGAUGUUUUAAAAAAGAAUAAAUUACAAAUUGAAGAGAUUAAAAAAGAAACGAACCAAAUUAAUAAAGAUAUAGAUCAUAUAGAAAUAAAUAUCUUAAAUUUAAAAAAAGAAAUAGAAUUUAAUUUAUAUAAAUUACCAAAUAUUUUAUUAAAUAAAGUACCAAAAGGGAAAACAACAGAACAUAAUAAAAUAAUAAAAUUUUAUAAAAAAGAAAAUAUUAUUCAGUGGAAUAAUAAAGAACAUGCUUUUAUACAACCACAUGAAGAAAUAAUAAAAAAAUAUGAAAAUAAUUUUAUUUUCUCAAAUAUAUCUAAUAAAAUAGGUUUUGGUUAUAAUAUUUUAGUUAAUGAUAUAGCCAAAUUAGAAAGAGCUCUAAUCGAUUUUAUGAUCAAUACACAUGUUAAUAAGUUCUUAUAUACAUAUGUUAAAGCACCCGAAAUUGUCACCAAAUCAGCAUUAUUUAAUACAGGACAAUUACCCAAAUUUGAAGAAGAUUUAUUUAAAAUUACACAAAAUUAUAAAUUAUUAAAUGAAGAUGCUUAUUUAAUACCUACAAGUGAAGUCUCAUUAUUAAAUUUGUUUAAGAAUAGUCAAAUUGAUUAUAUACAUCUACCCAUAAAAUUAGUUAGCCAUUCAUCUUGUUUUAGAAUAGAAAAAAAUAAUACUUACGGAAAAACAUCAAAAGGAUUAUUACGAGAACAUAUUUUUCAAAAAGUAGAAUUAAUAAAUAUAACCGAUAAAAAAACAUCUCCUUAUUAUUAUAAAAAAUUAAUUAAACAAAGUACAUAUAUUCUAAAACAAUUAAAUAUACCUUAUCGAUUAGUUUUAUUAAAUUCUAUAGAAACUCCAUAUUCAGCUUCUAUAUGUUAUGAUAUCGAAGCUUGGUUACCUAGCCAACAAAGAUAUAUUGAAGUAUCAUCAUGUUCAAAUUGUUUAGAUUUUCAAGCCAGACGUCUAAAUUUAAAAUAUAAAAUUAAAGAUUCCAAUAAUUUCUGCCAUACUAUAAAUGGUUCAGGUUUAGCCGUAGGAAGGGUCUUAGCAAUUAUCCUUGAGCAAUAUCAAAUCAAAAAAAAACACAAAAAUGAAAUAACCAAAAUUCAGGUCCCUAAGGUCUUGAGGAAAUAUAUGAACAAGGACAUCAUACAAGUGGAAUAUAAUUAA